AUGGCAAAGCAAGCAAAUAAAGAGAUUAGAAUCGUAUCAUUAUUAUUAUUAGAUAUAGUUUUUUUUUUACUGGAAAUCACUAUCGGGUAUGCAGUUCAUUCUUUAGCUUUAAUUGCAGAUUCGUUCCAUAUGUUAAAUGAUAUUUUUAGUUUGAUUAUUGCUUUAUGGGCUGUUAAUGUUUCCAAAAACAAAAACCCAGAUGCAAAAUAUACCUAUGGUUGGAAAAGAGCAGAAAUUCUAGGUGCUUUGGUCAACGCAAUUUUUUUGCUUGCUCUUUGUGUUUCCAUUUUCAUUGAAGCUAUCCAAAGAUUCUUUGAACCCCAAGAAAUUAAAAAUCCAAAGUUGGUUUUAGUUGUGGGUACUGCCGGAUUAAUCUCUAAUAUCAUUGGUUUGUUUUUGUUCCAUGAGGGCGGACACGGCCACGCACAUUCCCACGGUGGUUUUUCUGACGAACAUGAACAAACCAUGCAUGGGGAGCAUGAAGACCAUUCACACAAUCAUACCGACUCUGCUUCAGAUUUGGAAAGUAACUCUUGGGAUAAUAGUAGGACACGUUUAAAUGACUUGAUGCCUGGUGCUGUUGUUGAAAGUUACCACAAUUCUUCUGCUAAACAUACACAUUCCCAUAGCGCUACCGGAAGUGAAGAUGAGCACACAAGUUUAUUAAACAGUAAAGGGAAAGAUGCCAAAAAGUCUAAAAAGCCAAAAUCUUUAAAUAUGCAUGGUGUUUUUUUACAUGUUUUGGGUGAUGCUUUAGGUAACGUUGGUGUUAUCUUAACAGCUUUGUUAAUUUGGAAAACGGACUAUUCAUGGAGAUUUUAUUCUGAUCCAUUCGUUUCUUUGGUUAUUACAGCCAUUAUCUUUUCCUCUGCAAUUCCAUUAUCGCGUAAAGCUUCUAGGAUCCUAUUGCAAGCAACACCAUCUACUAUUAGCGCAGAUGCUGUUGUAAAGGAUAUUCUAAAUAUUCCAGGUGUUAGGUCGGUUCAUGAUUUCCAUAUUUGGAACUUGACGGAAUCCUUUUUUAUUGCUUCUCUUCAUGUCGAAAUCGAUUCUACACCUGAACAUUUUAGCGAAAUUGCUAAAUUAAUUAGAAAUAUCUUCCAUAGAUAUGGUAUUCACUCUGCCACUGUUCAGCCUGAAUUUAUUACUGGUGAUGUUAGCCAGGCUAAUUGUUUGAGGUUUUCUAGAAUUGCAGGGGGCGGUGUCAGUAAUCAAUCAAUUGAAAACUUUGACAUUAAUGGGGAUGAUGACGCCUAUGGAUCUACUACUGCUUCUACUAACUGUUUAGUAGACCAGGCCGCUAAUUGUAACGCUGAUAGAUGUUUGCAAAAAUAA
Messenger RNA from Saccharomycodes ludwigii, 1335 nucleotides. RefSeq names its product cation diffusion facilitator family transporter. The transcript has a single exon. The coding region runs from base 1 to 1335 and encodes 444 amino acids. The record is from RefSeq and is a predicted model, not a curated record. Gene Ontology annotation, cellular component: fungal-type vacuole membrane. Gene Ontology annotation, molecular function: zinc ion transmembrane transporter activity. NCBI's taxonomy places the organism in Eukaryota, Fungi, Ascomycota, Saccharomycetes, Saccharomycodales, Saccharomycodaceae. Gene Ontology annotation, biological process: zinc ion transmembrane transport; intracellular zinc ion homeostasis.